AUGUGGGGGGGGCGUGGGUGGCGGCUGCAAGGUGACCCCGGCGGACGCCUCCGCGCCCUCGCCCUCUUCGCGCCGGCCCACCACGCGACGGCCCCUCUGGGGCCGAACCAAGAGCGCCUCGUUGGUAAAAUACUCAACAAAAAAAAAAAAAAAAAAAAAAAAAAAAAAAAAAAAAAAAAAAAAAAAAAAAAAAAAAAAAAAAAAAAAAAAAAAAAAAAAAAAAAAAAAAAAAAAAAAAAAAAAAAAAAAAAAAAAAAAAAAAAAAAAAAAAAAAAAAAAAAAAAAAAAAAAAAAAAAAAAAAAAAAAAUAAAAAAAAAAAAAAAAAAAAAAAAAAAAAAAAAAAAAAAAAAAAAAAAAAAAAAAAAAAAAAAAAAAAAAAAAAAAAAAAAAAAAAAAAAAAAAAAAAUCUCCGGUUUUUUCUCCUUUGCAUCCGCCGGGCCCGCGUGGGCUCCGCGUGGCCGCGCCUGGCACCGCUGCCUCCCAUGCGGGGCCGGCGCCGCCGCCGCAUUCCCGUCGCCAAUAUAGUAGGCCACCGGGCCGUUGCGCAAUCCUGUGGAGGGACGACAAAGGCUGCAGUGGAGCGAAGGCAAGAGGGUAGCGUUCAGUCAUGGAGACGGGUGAAAUAG
Molecule: messenger RNA, 627 nt
Organism: Gryllus bimaculatus (two-spotted cricket)
Lineage: Eukaryota; Metazoa; Arthropoda; Insecta; Orthoptera; Gryllidae
Source: the annotation of a GenBank genome assembly